Astyanax mexicanus (Mexican tetra) is the source of this 1244-nucleotide messenger RNA. It is a transcript of the gene jpt1a, whose product is annotated as Jupiter microtubule associated homolog 1a. The transcript has 5 exons. Gene Ontology annotation, cellular component: nucleus. Lineage: Eukaryota; Metazoa; Chordata; Actinopteri; Characiformes; Acestrorhamphidae. The record is from RefSeq and is a predicted model, not a curated record. Bases 129 to 602 code for a protein of 157 amino acids.
GGUCUGUGCAGGUGGAGUUUGAGCGCUAACGUUAGCAUGAGGCUCUAAAACUGCACAGCGCUGUUGGUUUCUAUUUGAACAAAAAUCCGCUUUAUAUCAGGAACCCGUUUAAAGUUUACGCUUUAAAAAUGACUACCACCACCACCUACAAGGGCAUGGACCCGGACGCGAAGAGCAGCUCCAGAGUGUUGCGUCCACCGGGCGGCGGCUCAAACAUCAGCUUCGGUUCCGAGGAGGAGAAACCUGCUGUCCGCAAAGACAAAAUGGCUUCUAGUAUCUUCGCUGAGCCGGAUGAUCCUCAUGCUCAUCGAAGGAACAACCCACCAGGUGGGAAGCCUACAGGUGUGCUUUGUGGAGAGUCUUCGGCGCCACUCAGGAGGUGUGCACCUCAAGCUGGCAAUCAAAACAACUCCCCACUGGAUGAGCCUUCGUCUGCGAAUGGUGAUGAUAACAUAGUGAAUGCUGCAGAGAGCACAGAUGAUGCAGAGGCCGGUCCAGAGCAGGCGGAACCGGCCGGACCACCGGGAGAAAGACCUCCGGCAGGAGCCCCAUCAGGCCGCAGGAAUCCUCCAGGAGGAAAGUCCUCCCUCAUCCUGGGCUGAACAGUGUCCUCCUCCAGUGCCCAGCAUCCAGAGCCAUGUUCACAAAGUAUCUCUCAGCACUGUUCCUGGGUCAGCUUUGCCUUUGCAGUCCACCAUGACCAAACCCAGUACUGUCUGGGAGGUGGAUUCUGAUCCCAGUUUGUUCUUCUUAUGCAGAUACUUUGUAAAUACAGGCCUAAAUCCUGUUUGCCAACAAUGUUCUCUUGUUUCAUGUUUGUUUGUUUUUCUUUUUAUAUCACCAUGAAAGUAUUCUUUGCUGCAUUUGUGCAAGUCUGAGCAAAUCCUCACCUUCCAAAGUCAUCUCUCUCCCUCUCCCUCCCUGGUGUGGUUUAGUGGGAGCGAUGGUGGUCUGAACUGAAGAUAAUAAGAUGAAGCCUGAUGGUUGUGGGAUAAAUGUGUUUACUUUUCACGGAGAACUUGGUUCUUCAUUGAGAAUCUGAGUCCUCUGCUGAGUUUUAUCUGAAGUUGUAUGCUGUAUGUGAGUUGAGGGCACACGGCAGAUGGUGCAGUUUAAGCUGUCUUGGUCCCGGAAGCCGGCAGUGGAAGGAGUGUGAGGAUUAUUAUUAUUGUUCUGUCUUUCUGUGUAAAUGGAUAAAAUGUUUGUGGUAUGAAUUUCUAAGUACAAUAAACUAUUGUUAUGAA